Messenger RNA from Lutra lutra (Eurasian river otter), 5156 nucleotides. It is a transcript of the gene NCS1, whose product is annotated as neuronal calcium sensor 1. Gene Ontology annotation, molecular function: calcium sensitive guanylate cyclase activator activity; calcium ion binding. The record is from RefSeq and is a predicted model, not a curated record. The coding region runs from base 156 to 728 and encodes 190 amino acids. Lineage: Eukaryota; Metazoa; Chordata; Mammalia; Carnivora; Mustelidae. The transcript has 8 exons.
CGGCCCCGGCCCGGCUCCGGCUCCGGCUCGGCUCCGGCCCGCCGGCCCUCCGCGCGCCCCGCCCGCCGCCCGCCCCGGCCCCGCGCCUGCCGAGCCGCUCCCGCUGGGCGCCCCGACGGGGUCCGGCCGGGGGCGGGGGGCCGUGGCCGCCGAGGAUGGGGAAAUCCAACAGCAAGUUGAAGCCCGAAGUUGUGGAGGAGCUGACCAGGAAGACCUACUUUACCGAGAAGGAAGUCCAGCAGUGGUACAAAGGCUUCAUCAAGGACUGCCCCAGCGGGCAGCUGGACGCUGCAGGCUUCCAGAAAAUCUACAAGCAGUUCUUCCCAUUCGGAGAUCCUACCAAGUUCGCCACGUUUGUUUUCAACGUGUUUGAUGAAAACAAGGACGGGCGGAUUGAGUUCUCUGAGUUCAUCCAGGCGCUGUCGGUGACCUCAAGGGGAACCCUGGACGAGAAGCUUCGGUGGGCCUUCAAGCUCUAUGAUCUGGAUAACGACGGCUACAUCACCAGGAACGAGAUGCUGGACAUUGUGGACGCCAUUUACCAGAUGGUGGGGAACACCGUGGAGCUCCCCGAGGAGGAGAACACCCCCGAGAAGAGGGUGGACCGGAUCUUCGCCAUGAUGGACAAGAAUGCCGACGGGAAGCUGACCCUGCAGGAGUUCCAGGAAGGAUCGAAGGCAGACCCUUCCAUCGUGCAGGCACUGUCCCUCUAUGACGGGCUGGUAUAGUCCAGGGCCCAGAGCCGGGAUGCCUGGGAACCACUCACCUCCUCCGAGCCGUGAGGCCCCCUCUGCCCCAACACCGCCCUCCUGUGUCCACCCAGACUUUCUCCGCAUCCACAGCCGGCCGGGCUGCCCUGGAACCGUGAGCCCCGGCUCUCCUCCCCCCUGCCCUGCACCCACCGCCGCCUGAAGCCACUGGCUCCAAUCGCCAACCACCUCUGCUUGUCCAGAAACCAAGACGAAAUGGAAAAGGCUCGAGCCUUCUGCAAAACCAAGGACUCAGCUGCUUUGCGGGCAGCCUCUGGGUCCCUCCCGCUCUCCUGUGCGUGUGCUUUUGUUUUUUAUUUCAAACAGACCUUGAAAAAGAAACAAAAAACAAAAAACAAAACUACCUUCUGUCCUAGAAGGUGCAGACUGACAGAUGGGGAGAAGGCUACCUUUGCGUUGACCUCAGAGAACACUGCUUCCCGCCUCGGCCAUCCUUCGGCAGCCGGAGAGGCCACGGGAAGUCAGGGCCACGGCCACGGUGCGCUCGGGGUGGCGGGGGGUGAGGGGACCGGCCGGAUUACUGCUCUUUGUCGUCCCAUCCUCGAGCAGCGGAAACCCCCUGCGUGGCUAGGAUGAUUCAUGAUGAGAAUGAUUUUUUUGUGUGAUAACAGUAUUGUGCUUUUUGUGGGGAAAGUGAGGUUUUUUUAUACAUAUAGAAUUGAUAUCUUUUAUUUAUUGGUUGUUAACUGUUGCUGCUGCCUCGUGUGUCCAAAGCUCCCAGGGAUGCGGGGCCUACCGUUUACAUGUGCACGCCCUUGCCCCCUGCCCACCUGUGCUUGGGAGGAUGGUGGCCGGCAGCGGCCAAGAAGCCAAAAAACUUUCUCUCCCUCUCUCUCUCUUUUUUUUUUUUUUUGUUCCCAGAUACUGUGCUUGAUGUGUGGAGAGGGGAAGGAUAGGUCUCUUAAAUGGCUGAUGCACUGUUCCCCCCCAAUCCCAGCCCGAAUGCUUCCUCUUGAGCCCCUUUUCUCUGCUCCCCAUCCUGUGUCCUCCUCUGAGUCCACAGUAUCUUUUUCUGAGGACGAACAGGGGACAUCUUUUGGUUUCACAACUCUUUGCUUUGGUGUUUGCUGCAGCGUGGGGCCUCAGAGCCGGCAGAGGGGUACUGGGUGCAUUAGGGAAGGGGAGGAGGACACUCUCUGCAAGCACGUGAGCAAAGGAAGGGCUCCUUCUCCCUCCGUGGUGGGGAUUUUGAAAACUCUCCCACUUGCUUUUCUGCCUGUCCGCCUUGUCCAGGAGACCACAGAGCCUCCUCCUUCCCUUCCCUCUCUCAGCUCAGAUGCUGGGAGGGAGGGCAGGAGAGAAGGGCCGCAGGCAGUCCCCCCAGUAGCGACCGCUUCUAGGGGCUGUGGCCCCCCAUGUGCUCAUAGAAGCGUCUAACCCCACCAGCCAGGAUAGCCCCAGAGCUGCCACCAGGAAAGUCAGAUGACUUCGGGCCAGAGGCUGGAAGCCUGCGGCCGGCCCUGCUGUGUGAUUGUGGGCAGCCCCCAGCCUCUCUGGGCCCUAGCUACCCCAGCUGCAAAGCCAGGAGGGCUUGGGCUGCUUGAUCUGGAAGGUCCUCCUCCAUGCCGACGCUGUAUAACUGUGAACCUGGGCUUUUUACAGUUUAUGAUUCUGCGGUCGUGGCUAAGUUUGCCAGAGUCCAGCAGACACGGAACGGCCUGAGUCACUAUUUUGUCUCGUGGCGCAAGUCUCUGGGGAUGUGGCAGCGGUGGUGUGUGGGGUCAGACGACCUACCUGGCUCUCUUUGCAGUUCUUCCUGGUCCCUCCUGGACUCUUGGUCUAGAACUUUUUGGCCGAGAACCUCAUCGAAGGAAGGCUUCUGGGACGGGAAGCAGUCUCCCUCAGUCCAGAUCUGACUCUAGAAUUCCUGCUUCUUUGCAAAGUCAGCAGCCUGACCUCUCCCUGCAUACCCCAGCCCCAGGAGAGGAAAAGCUGGCCCUUGGUUCUCACUUUGAAUUGUCCUUGGUCUUCACUUUGCACUUUCCCAGGAGGCCAGAGUGUCUGCUAAUUAACCCAGAGCACGGCUCUGCCAGCGCGGGGCUUGCAUGUCCGUUCCCGCGGGCCGGACCGCUCAGCUAGUCCCAGACUCCCUUGCCCAGCAGAGCCCGUGGCUAUCCUCCACCUCCACUGGAAACCCCCAGAUUCCACGGGUACCAGGACCGCUUUCAUUUUCACAGGCAACUUUGUAGGUGGGGUCCCUCCAGGCCCCCGCGGUCACCUUCCUGCUCUGGCCGCUGGCUCAGAAGCCCCAGGACUCCCCACCUGAUCCCAGCUCUGAUCUAGGAACCUAGGGCAGGAGAUUGACUUGCUGGCUUGGGGCUGGAGUUGGGGAGAGGGGGGCCCUUCCCCAUGUCACAUUACUUCUCUGGCUCCUGCCUGAGCCUCGAUUUGCCUCUCUGGCCCGGUGGGGAGGAGCUGUCGAGUAGCCUGUGCUAGAGGCAUCAUCUCGGUAAGGGACUUGUAGCUCAGAAUCACCCAGGGUUACCCAUGUGGAGCCCCCCCCCAGCCCCCACCCCCACCCCCUCAGACAUCCAUAGAGCAUCUGCCUAUGAGGCCUUCCUCCCACCUUCUUGCCCUCUGACCUGGUUUGGAGCCAUGGGUGUGGCUUUUGGCCUUAACAGGUGUUUUGUGGACCUAUGGCUCAGGCGCACCUUGGGUCCAUGCCCCGGGACAGCCCGGAGCCCCUGGAAGGGCCAGCCUUCUUCCUGGUGGGGUGCUGGACACUGGCCAUUUGUGCCCGACGUUGCCGGGCAGGGACACUUCUGUCCCCUUCUCUCACCAGGCCUCUAGAUCUGGAAUCCUGAGCAGCUGUGGGCCUCUGUCCCCAGCAGCGAUUUCCACCCGAGGCCCAGAGCAGUCACAUGCUGCUCUCCGGGGGUUCCAGACCCACUAGUGGCCAGGCUCUCCGUCCCUCUGCUGACCCUAGCAGCGGCCCUGGCCUCUUCCUCACAGCGUCCCCUCCCCACUCUGUGUUGAUGGCACCGAGGAGAAUGCCACAGUUCCUGGUAAUAUAACCAGGCAACAUUUUGAGUAACGUCUAGGAAAACAUGUGUGUCCUCCUUUCCCCUGAAAUGCUUUUCUGUUUGACAGCCAACUUCCUAGACGACAGGCACACCUGGGCUUUCGGGAACCUGUCUUUCCUCUAAGGGUAAGAAGGUUGGGGGUGCCCUGGCCCCCCGGGAGAGGCAGCCUCUCCCUGGAGAAAAGCCCACAGCAAGCCCUGCGCAAAGCUACCCGGUUCCCAGCGCAGCCCUGCCUCCGAGUCAGCGGAAUCCAAGGGGACGCGGGCGCGCCCCCUGGUGGCGGGGAGCUGCAAAGGCAUGUGAGCACCCCCCCCGCCCCCCGCCCCGAACUGGCCAAACAGGAGCUUGGAAGGGGCCAGCUGGGCGGGAGCGGAGGAGGGGGCUUCGAUCUCACCUGGGCACUGGGCUUCAGCCCGGUAUUAUCGGCAGCGUGUCUCCCAGAUGCCCCUCUUCUAAGUCUCCCUCCCGGGGAUAGCAAGUUAAUUAGCAUAAGGGCACCGUGAUGGGAAGCCUUGCCCUCUACCCAUUUUUUUAAUAUCUGCGGAAUAAACCCAAUGGUUGAUUUUUGAAUGAAUAAAAGGCUUUUGUUGAAUAAACAGCUGGUCCCAUCUUCUGUCUUGGCAUCUAGGCUCAGGCUCUGUCUACUGCCCGGAACUGGGACAAACGAAGAAUACCCUCCAGCCCUCCCUUCCCCCCACCCCCUCCCCCUUGUCCCGAAGCGUGUACAUUUCCGUUUUCCCCACGUCUUUGCAGGGGCCCGGGGCUCCACGGAGGGCCAUACGCUCUCAGUCUGACUCAGUGACCGGCUCUCUCUGAGACUCGGGGCAAGUGGCUCCUUGCUCAGUUCCUCUGUCCCUCGGAUGGGAGCAGGGGUCUGCUCAGCUCCCCCGCCCCCCGCCCCGGGAGGCCAAGCAAGGAAAGGAGAGCGGGCACGAGCAUGGGGCUCAGAGCACCUUGCAGAGGUGGAAGGCCGUGGGGCAGUCUGUGUUGUCCCGGUGGCCCCCACCCGGUGCCUGCAACUUUGUAAAGGAAUUUGGGCAACUCUUAACAAAAAAAAAAAAAAAAAAAAAAAAAAAAAAAAUAUAUAUAUAUAUAUAUAUAUAUAUAUAUAUGCAAUGUUUCCUGGCUAUUGUUGUAUUCUUUCUGUUUGCCUUUCCAACCCCCUCUGAGCCUCUUUUUGGGGUGCUGUCCUGUCUGAAUCCAAUGGUUUGUGUCUCUGGGGAAGCAGCAGGCCAUCGCCCUGGGGUGCAGGUGGGGGCGGGGUGAGGCCCCAGGGUGGAGAAGGGCCCCGCAGCGCGCCCAGGCCUCCUCUCUUGAUGUAUGUCUUCCAUGUCACGCCAAUUAAACACGCUUCCUGACUUGU